AUGUCGAACCCGAUUCUCUGGAAACUCGCACAUGGCCUAUGCGUCACAAGCUACGCCUGUAUGUUCGUCGCUAGCUUCAUUGCGUUCGCCGGGACAGACAUCGGCCUGAACGAGGGUUUCAACACGAGCAUAUACAUCCACGCGGCCCCCUGGGGUGCCGCAGCCGUAGCAAUGAUUGGAACAAUCUCGAGCGCUGCCCUAUUUGCUAAGCUUUCUGAACUGGAUGACCCAAAUCAGAAUGAGACGACCGAGAAGCGCCAUUUGAAGCGGCAGACCACUGUUGUGAUUGGGGUCGCGUUCAGUCUGUGCUUGAUCAUCGCGGACAUCAUUACUGCAUCUGCUUUGGCAAAUGCGAGCAAUAUGGUGCGGCACAAUUCUACCACGCCAUUGAAUGUCGACUGGAUUAUAACCGGCGCCAGAAUUAUCAUGGAUCUGUGUAAACUCAUUGAAUGGAGCAAAGAAAUGCACGGAGUUCACUCGCUGUUGGAGGAUGUUGAAAGAAAUGAUGAAAUUGAUGAGCCCUAUAGGGACUGA
Messenger RNA from Lasiodiplodia theobromae, 534 nucleotides. RefSeq lists its product as uncharacterized. The record is from RefSeq and is a predicted model, not a curated record. The coding region runs from base 1 to 534 and encodes 177 amino acids. Lineage: Eukaryota; Fungi; Ascomycota; Dothideomycetes; Botryosphaeriales; Botryosphaeriaceae. The transcript has 3 exons.